Lucilia sericata (common green bottle fly) is the source of this 972-nucleotide messenger RNA. RefSeq lists its product as uncharacterized. Bases 1 to 972 code for a protein of 323 amino acids. The transcript has 2 exons. The record is from RefSeq and is a predicted model, not a curated record. NCBI's taxonomy places the organism in Eukaryota, Metazoa, Arthropoda, Insecta, Diptera, Calliphoridae.
AUGCGAAGCGGUGAUCUAAUGAUUAAGACAGCAGAUAUGAAAUCAGCUAAAAAAUUCCUGAAGGCAAAAUAUAUUGAUGUUGUACCAGUGACAAUAAAUAUGCUUAAAGGUCUUAACUCCACUCAAGGACGAAUUUUUUCAAGGAAGAUCAUUGAUAUUUCUGAAGAGGAUCUUUUAAAAUCCCUUGAAGGUCAGAAGGUGAUUGAAAUUCGCAAACCAUCAAGAAAAGAAGGCGAAAAGUACAUUCCAACAGGAGCAGCUAUAUUAACUUUUGACCUAAUACACCGACCAGAAACAUUGAAACUUGGAUGGGAACGAGUGCGAGUUAAUGAACAAGUGCCUAAUCCAAUGAGAUGUGCAAAUUGUCAAAGAUUAGGUCACAAAAAAAAAGAGAUGUGCACCAUACGUGAGGCUUGGGCAAUAUUUAAUGACAACCCUACAAUUCAUACCCUGAAACCUUUCAAUAAGAGAGCUCCUACUUAUUCUGAAAUUUUGGCCAAUGGAACAAUAGUCACGAAUAAUCAAAAUUUGUACAAAGACAACAAUGACGCCUUUUCAUCUAACGGUAUACAAAAGACAACAACAACCAUCAAUGCAAAUUCUUCAUCUUCCAGUAAAAUUAACAAUUCAGAAACCAACUCUUUAUUUUCCAAUAGGAACAACAUCACUAAUACAAAUGCAUCAAUUUCCAACAUCCACAAUAAUGACAUUAAAGCUACAAAUCAAUCAACUUCCAAGAGCGAAAAUAAAAUCCCCGUUACAAAUUCCUCAACUUCCAACAAUGAUAAUAUGAUAACAACAAUCAACAAUAACACCAUCAACAACAACAUUACCAACAACAACACUACCAACAACAACACUACCAACAACAACGGCACAUUAAACCCAAUUACUUCAACAGAUGACAGUACUUCAACAAAUAUGAUUAUCAGUAAUAUUGAUUUGACAACAGAGGACUUAACUCAUCAAUAG